Colletotrichum truncatum is the source of this 681-nucleotide messenger RNA. RefSeq names its product nucleolar protein nop25. Gene Ontology annotation, molecular function: rRNA binding. NCBI's taxonomy places the organism in Eukaryota, Fungi, Ascomycota, Sordariomycetes, Glomerellales, Glomerellaceae. Gene Ontology annotation, cellular component: nucleolus. The record is from RefSeq and is a predicted model, not a curated record.
AUGUUCGCCAAACCUAGGGCCAGGAAGCUGGUGGCCCCCCCUCCAUCCAAGAAGCGGAAGAUCGUCUCCGCGGUUGAAGAGGUCAACUUUGACUUCGACGCACGCGAGGAUUACCUGACUGGAUUUCACAAGCGCAAGCUGCAGCGCGUAAAAUGGGCACAGGAACAGGCGGCCAAGAAGGCGCGAGAGGAGAAGAUUGAAAUGAGGAAACAGAUUAGGGAAGAGCGGCAAAAGGGUGUCGAAGAACACGUCAAGGCCGUUAACGCCUUGCUCGAAGAGGCACAGGCGGCAGACUCGGAUAACGACCAAGAGAUUCAGGCGGAAGAUUUUGAGGAAUGGGACGGCAUAGAAGACCAGGGGCAGGAGCAGGCAGCGCAGGCAGACAUCGUGGACUACGAAGACGAGUACAUAGACGAGGAUCGAUACACUACAGUCAAGGUCGAGGCUAUAGCUGUUACACGGGACGGGCUUGAGAAGCUCCAUCGAGACAGCGACGAAGAGGCAGACAGCGAACAUGAGGACAGAGCAGAAAGGCCUCUAGGCGAUAAGGAGGCGUCGGCAGCGAAGUCUCGCAAGGAGUGGCCCAAGAAAAAGCCAAAGUUCCGCUACGAGUCGAAAUUGGAAAGGCAACUGGGCGACAGGAAGGCAAAAGCCAAGAAGAAGGCCAGGUUCAAGAAUUGA